CGAACUCUAGUUUCCAAAGUUUUGAUGAGGAGCUAUGGACAGCCGAUGGACAAGAAGUGAGUUUCCGUCAUUUUAGACCUCUAAAUAACAGAUGGAUGACAUCAACGUCCUACACCACAGAUGCCUCUUAAAUCUGAGGCGUCGAAUGAGAGAUAUUGGGGAUGGCCGCCCAGCACAGGAACGAUAUAUGAGGUUACAGAAGGAUGGAGACACACUCAGUUACCAAGGGAACUCUGAAGAGGUGGGUUGCUAUGUGGCUGGCCAUCCUCUGUCAAAGGGAAAUUGCUACUUUGAGGUGACAAUAGUGGACACAGGGGUGAGGGGGACCAUUGCUGUGGGCCUGGUGCCGAAAUUCUACAGGCUGGACCACCAGCCUGGCUGGCUGCCAUACUCUGUAGCUUACCACGCUGACAACGGCAAGUUAUACAACGGCAACCCGGUGGGACAGCAGUUUGGGCCAAAAUGUGCUCGUGGUGACCGCAUCGGCUGUGGAAUACACUCAGAAAAUAUUGAAGCAGGCUUUACAACAGUAUUUUUCACCAAAAAUGGUAAAGAGGUCGGUUCAGUGGAGGUUCCCGUGUCGGCAGAGGGGCUGUUCCCCGCCGUAGGGAUGCACUCCAUGGGGGAGGAGGUGAAGGUCGACCUGCAGGCGGAGUGGUUGCUGGAGGAAGAUGAUAGUAUGAUGAUGGUGGACAGCCAUGAAGAUGACUGGGGGCGACUUUACGACGUCCGGGUUAGCGGCACGCUCUUAGAGUAUGUUGGCAAAGGAAAGAGCAUCAUGGACGUGGGUUUGGCCCAGGCCCGCCAGCCACUCACCACCCGCUGCCACUACUAUGAAGUGGAGAUCGUUGAUGCUGGGGAGAAGUGCUACAUCGCUCUGGGCUUGGCGAGAAGGGACUACCCAAAGAACAGACACCCGGGAUGGAGCCGAGGGUCGGUGGCAUACCAUGCUGAUGACGGCAAGAUCUUCCACGGCAGCGGGGUCGGAGACGCUUUCGGUCCUCGCUGCUUCAAAGGUGACAUCAUGGGCUGCGGCAUCAUGUUCCCACGAGACUACAUCCUGGACAGAGAAGGUGAGGUUGAAGACUGGGAGCGGCUGGAGGUCCGUCCAGGUCACGCAGGCGUCCAGAAUGUCCUUUAUCUCAACGACGAAGAGGAGGAGGAGGAGGAUGGGGAGGAGGUAGAGCAGGGGCAGGAGGGCAGGAAGGUCACGGUGUUCUUUACGAGGAACGGAAAGCUGAUGGGACGGAGGGAGAUGGGGGUCCCUCCCGGUGGACUCUACCCCACCGUGGGGAUGCUGAGCAGCGGAGAGAAGGUCAAGGUGGACUUGCAUCCCCUCAGUGGAUGAGUGGAGCGCGUGGACCGGACUCAUGAUGCCCUGCAAAAAGCUGGCUGCACUGUAGAGCCCGCCCACGGUAGCCUAGCAUGCUGCUAACAGAACACACUCAGUUGCACACAUGCACGUCGCUGUCGUCGCCCUCGACGCUGCCUCUGCUUUUAUUUAUAAGACCUGUACAUUUUCACAGUCAUCACUCCACAGAAACACAACAAAACGUCCUCCCGGUUGUGACGUGUAGCAGAGAGGUCCGCAUAGGUAACAGCAUGUAGGAAUACACGGCUGCACCUCGAAGCUAAAAACACCUGGAAGAUAUUAAACUGUUAAUUCUAUGCAAUCUGUACUGCGAUCAUCCUCACAUCUCACCGGCCUCUGCAUGCUGCACGGUCUCAAACACUGAGCUGUUAAAUCCCUCUCAUGAGGUCUGGCACACUUUGUUUAUUUUAUUUGUCACGACCCCAAGCAAAGCAGAGCGAGGCCAGCAGUUGUGCCGAGUCAGAGCUCGUUGGCGGUUUAUGUUUCAGGGAAUAGACCCUCUCUCUCUCUCUCUCUCUCUCUCUGUCCCCCUCUUUCUCUCUCUCACACUCUCUCUUUCCCAACCUCCUCCCUGUCCUCUCUCUCUGGGCGAGGCUGCCCUCCUGUGAGCGAUCAGGGACCUGCUGUUGCCCCACCUCCCUCCCUCCCCUCGCUGCUCCCUUGGAGCUGGCUGGAAGUAAACUGUAGAUCUGUUGCAAUAUUUCUCAUUUUGUACGAGAAUAAAAUAGAGGAUUAUUACAGGUUUGGCAAUCAUAACCUCACUUACGAUGCUGUUGCAGAGCAGCGUCAGAUCAGAGUGGAUGCAUAGAUUUGUGAGUUUUUAUAGUUUCAUGUCGGAGCCAGAACACAGGUAUAUUUUCUAUGAGAGCUUUGGUUAAAAUUUAUCUCCUUUGUCAAAAGUUCAGGGAACGUGUUUUUGUUUUUUUCAAAGGCUGAGGAGACAUUUAAAGCAGACAUGAAUACAGUGGGUGGGCAAAAUAAAUAAAACACCUUCCAGUAUAAUGCAGUUCCAUGCAGCUGCACAAUCAUCAGCCAUAAAAGGAACCAUAAAGUAAAAUAUCUGAAAUUAAAAAUUAACUUUGCAAACCUCACACAUAAUUUGCAGGGCGGUUGCAUUAGACUGCAUUGUACUGCAGUGUGUAAAACUGUUUUAAUAUUUUGUUCUCCUUUUGUGUAAGUUUCACACAAAAGGAGAACAAAAUGUGCAUGUUUGCCCGCACUAUGAAGAAUUAUUUCUCUUCUCAUGCUUCUUUUCACCCACUUUUUCACCGUGAAGUUAGAAUGAUGUGAAUUUUUUUUGCAGUUUAACUUAAAUCGGAUCAAACCAAUUUCUUGCUUUUGUAGUCAGAAGAUAACUUAUUUUCUGUGAAGCCAAAAUGACAUGUAGAAUUAACUGCUGGAUGUUUUGGUUUUUUUUAAGGUAAAGACAAUGACGUUUGGUUGCUGCAUGUUUGUGUUUGUGUGUCUGCACAGCAUUCGACAGCAGCACCAGAGGUCUGUAUCACAAAGACAGAUUAGUCCAUUAGUCGUCUUUGGUUUAUAACUGUUAGAUCGCCAUGCUAAGUCGUGUUAAUUUUGACAGGAAUUUUAAAUUUAGUUAGUGAUAAUUACAGCUGUUUGUGAGUCAGAUUUUAGUCUUUUGGUUUGUUUUAGUCAAAAACAACUCAGUUUAAAUUAAGUCAAUGUUUGAUUCGUGAUUUUCUCAGACGGUUUCAUGAUACUUUUUGCUAAAGAAACUUUAUCCUGGCUUUAAAACUUCCAAUGAAAUAUAGGCAUACAUAUAAAUAUGUGUUAAGUCUAUCAUUUAAAGAAGAGCUUUAUUUUUCUAUGAGCAAGCAUACCACAAAAUUGCAAACUUCCUGUGGUGCACAAUACCAAAAUAAGGCACCAAUAGAGAGCUCUCCAAAGUCAAGUUUCACUUAGUAGAACUUGAUUAAAUAAUUCAGCAGUUAUUAUAUUGUGUGAACUGCGUUGUUAAGGCCGCAUUAGCUGAGGAACAUCAUGUUUAUUUACUUUAUGUGGAGCUAAAAUUAAUACCGAAUUAUCUUGAAUGGUCGCCGCUUGUGUUGGUGUCCCGAUAUGAGUCGUAAGAAAUUAAAAAUCAUCUUCUGUGAGGCGGAGAUAUUUGCCAAAUGCAUUUAGCUCCAAUAUAGAAGCAAGGCAAAAAAAGAACAGAAACAGCCUUUAGAUGGCUGCUGUGAUCGUGCUUUUUUCAGCCCAAACACAAAUGGCUUGUUUUGUCCAAACAACAAUCUAUGUUACUGUAAAAUAAGAGCGCAGGUAAGUGAAACAGAAAAUCAUCCCACUUGAGGAACUGUUGUUAAUCUUUUAUAUUUUUGCUUUAAAAAUGACUAAAGCCAUAAAUCAGUUAGCAAAAUAUUUAACCAUAUAUUUCCUUUGAUUGACCCAUCAUUUAUCUGACUAAUCAUUUCUCCUCUUUAUAGUGAAUGCUAAAUACAUCCGCAUUUUCAUAGGUCCAUGAACGCAGUGCAGGCAGAGCUCGUCAGGAGUUAUUUUUUUCAUCAGCAGCAGUUUGUGACUCACUCGAUUGGAUAAUCUAUCGAUUCAGUCAGAGCUGAUCAGAUCAGAUGGAUGGAUGAGAGGAGCAGCUGCUGCAGAGGCAAGUGAAUGCAAACUUUUAAGACCUAGCGCAUUUAACGGUUAAGUUUCAUUUUAACUUCGCCUGAUGUUCUGCUGCUCCAUCUGUACCCAGAGUACACUCUGUGCUCCGACACAGUGGUGCAAUGAAUAAUCAAAAGGUGCAUAUAUACAUAUAUAUAUAUAUUCUCAAACACAUGAAUGUUUGGGAAACCCUGUUAGUAUGAGGAUAACAAUAUCUGGAAUAAUAGAAUAUCUUUGAGUUUUGGACUUUUGGUUUAAAAGAACUUGAAGAUAUCACCCAGCCUCAUGGAAGUUUAUAUGGGUGUUUUUUAAUCGUAUAACUAAAAAAUUAAAUGGCAUUGGAUUAAUCAAUAAAAACAAAAAACAUUAGUUGCAGCUCAAUUGACUAUAAUUUCCACACGAAUUUAUAUAUCAGCAUGACUUUAUUUCUCAUGUUUCCAGAGCUUUUCUAGUUGUGUGAUUAUAUUUUGUAUGUUUUGCAGUAACUUGAUAAUGUUGUCGUUUCACGUCGUGUCACAUUAAGUUCGUAUUCAUGGAAAUUGCAACUUCCCAGAGAAAAUGCAACGCACCGUUACACAGAGGUCUGUAAACUCACUUCUUUCUAACUCUACACCCCCAGACUUUUUUCAUUUUCACACUUUUCACAUGCAAAGAGGUAUAUAUUCACUUUUUGUACAUAUUAGUGCUCUGAAAUACCUGUAAAUGCACUUUAAUGUGUAAAUUCGGUUAAACAACACUUCUUUUCUCAUGUGAACUCCCUCAUAGCCGGAUUAGAUUACGCUGGUUAUCCAGGAUCACAUGAGUUCGGCUCAAUUAAAGGUCAAGUGUGAAGGAUUUGGGGGGGGGGUGUAUUGUCUGUAAUGUAAUAUAACAAGUAUGUUUUCUUAAAAGCAUAAUCACCUGAAAAUAAUAUAACUUUCAACUGGUUGCAGUUUUCAAUUGUACUAGAUGUCACUAACUCCCCCUAAAUCUGACACAGUUGACCUUUAAAUCCGGUAAUCCAAACACGCCAAGUUGAGUUUGUUUUGUGAUACAGACCUCAGAGUUAAAGCAAUCUGCACAGGAAAGAAAUACUGUUUUAGUGUCAGUGGGAGCUGGUUUCCACACAAAUGAUUCAGAAUGAAGGGAAUAAAAUCAACAUUAUUGUCAGCUAAAAUCAUCUGCAUCUCCCAUAUCUGUGCUACAACAUGAACUAUAAUGUACAUUCCUCUGUACCUACCCGUCAGGUGCACACAGCAGGUCUCUAGUUUCAUCAUUAUUCAUACUGCAGACAGUGAUGCUAGAAAUACAACAUGAUGUAAAAUUACUACACAGGGUUAAAUUUAAAUCACAUAUCUGCUGGAGAUUGUAUGUUUAGCUGUUGUCAUGCAUUUUGUUUCAGAGCCACUGAUGAUGUAAAAAAAUCUGUAAAUGUGUUUUUCUUCUCCUGCAGGGCUGGACAGAGACUUACGAUCAGGUGGUGACAGCCUGAACUGUUAUAAACUUAUUAUGCUAGACAGUGCAAAGAUAUUAAUGAGACACUGAUGUGGACGUUUCGGGGCCACGUCUGAAGUUCAGGGUAUUGAAGUCACUUAAGUUAAAGUUUACUCAGAAUCUCAGUUUACAAAAAAAGUGUCACGGUUGAACCAAAUUAGAGCUAAAUCUGGUUUUAAAGUUUUGUAGCGUCUCUGAUUUUACUCACCAAGGACUCCUGUAAUGAUCCCUCGCCUUGUUGACUUGCACUAUAAUGGCCUUGUUCAGUACGUGUAUGAUCAUCAAUAAAGGUUUCAGUAAUGUAACAAACAAAAAAA
Messenger RNA from Plectropomus leopardus (leopard coralgrouper), 5784 nucleotides. It is a transcript of the gene spryd3, whose product is annotated as SPRY domain containing 3. NCBI's taxonomy places the organism in Eukaryota, Metazoa, Chordata, Actinopteri, Perciformes, Serranidae. Gene Ontology annotation, molecular function: protein binding. The record is from RefSeq and is a predicted model, not a curated record.